AGUAAGUUUUGGAUAAACAAAAGACGCCACGUGCCGCGCUCAUCUCAUGCUUAUAAGGGUUGUCGGAUGCACUCGUGCCGGAUCUGAACUGACGUCAAACUCAGAGAGCUUUAAACCUGAAUACGUCGAUAAAGGAAGACUUCUCUAGCGAACUGAGAAAUUGAGGCCCACGCGAUUUAAGAUUUUCACUCCGCUGACUGCAGGAAUAUCUGCGUGAACGAUGCCGGAGAAAAGCACACGCUUCCCGACUGUGAGCGGGGGCUCGCCCGUGUCGUCUACGGGCUCGGACGCUCGCCUGCCCGCCUGCGUGGCCACGGUGGCCCCCGGUCUGGCGGAGUCGUACCCGCACACGAAAAGGGUCGGGUCGUACCUGAUCGGGAGAACUCUUGGGGAAGGUUCGUUUGCCAAGGUGAGGGAGGGACUGCACACCGUCACCGGCGAAAAGGUGGCCAUCAAAGUGAUUGACAAGAAGAGCGCGCGAGAAGACGCCUACAUCUCCCGGAACCUGAGAAGGGAGGGACGGCUCAUGCAGCUUCUCCGCCAUCCUAACAUCGUACAGCUUCUUGAGAUCCUUGAGACGGAGAACUCGUACUACCUUGUCCUGGAGCUGUGCGAGGGCGGGGACCUGAUGGAGCACAUCUGUAAGAAACGCCGGCUGGAUGAGGCUGAGGUCAGACGCUACCUGCGGCAGGUGGUGUCAGCUGUACAGCACCUGCAUGAUGCGGGCAUAAUUCACAGAGACUUGAAGGUGGAGAAUCUACUGUUGGACGAAAACAUGAACGUCAAGCUCAUCGAUUUCGGUCUGAGUAACUCGUUCCGCUCCCCGGGCGGCGGUGACGGCAGCCCGGCGGCGGAGUUCUGCGUGACGCAGUGCGGCAGUCCGGCCUACGCCGCGCCCGAGCUGCUCGGACACAAGCGCUACGGGCCGAAAGUCGACGUCUGGAGCAUAGGAGUAAACAUGUACGCCAUGCUGACGGGGAGCCUGCCGUUCACCGUGGAUCCCUUCAACAUCAAGGCGCUGCACAGGAAAAUGCUGACGGGAGACAUGAACCCGCUUCCCGGCGGACUCUCCAUCGGUUGUCGAGAGCUUCUCCGCCAGUUACUGACCUCCGACCCUGACAGACGCCCGUCACUGAAGCAGGUCUGUAAGAACAGGUGGCUGAACGAGGGGCACAAGGGCACCCUUCCCGUCAUGCCUUUUCCCAACCGGGUCAGCCCUGAUGACCUCGACUCAAGGAUCCUGAACCACAUGCGUGACACCCUGAAACUCUCAGUGUCGGACACCAUCCACAUGGUCGUAGGGAACAAGGCACACCAGAACAGCGCCAUCUACCACCUACUGAAGACACGGCUAGAGCGGUACACCUCGCAAGUCAGGGUUACAAUGAAGAAGCUGGAGGUGGCUGAGAGUGUAUUGCUGAAGCGCCGCCUGUCAACCAUCCACAAAACUGCAGGCACUGCAGACGAUACUACACCAGAGACUGGGGAAGCUGGCUCCUCUGGUGAGGUCAAACCACAACCUAAGCAGGUCAAAGGUGAAAGGCCAUCCCAUCCAGCUGGCUCGCCCAGUCAUGCCAGACAUCGGGUCAUAGUUCACACUGGAGGUCCAACCAAUAAGGUCUCACUACCAUAUAUGAACUCCAUCAGAAGAGGUCCCGGUGGCAGAGUCGAGGCCAGACUCCUGCGUAGACACGUCAGACAGGCACACAGAGAGAGGAAAGCCCAGGCUACUGGCCAAUCACAGCACUCCAAUUCUACCUGCCAAUCACAACAAACCUCCCUGUCUAACAACCAAUCACAACACACCUCUCAUCCAAGCAAGCCACCACAGCCAAGCUCAAGGGACCAAAACCAACCAGGAUUGGUUGAAAAAUUGACCAAUCAGGAUCCUUCUGAACCCAUUCACCCUGGCCAACCAGAAGCAACUUCAGUUGGGACUGACCAAUCAGGGGCUGUGGAGAAUAACCAAGCAGAUGAGCGGAGGCCAAAGUCAGGAAAAGUCAUCAAGAAGAGACCAGCCUCCUGGAUUGGCCACAACAGACAUUUUAUAGUCCAUGUGAAAGCACCGACUGAGAAGUUAGAUGAGGACCCAGCAGGGCUGACAGCACCUGACCCCAAACCCAUUGACCUCCUGGCUCUGACCUCGGAUGACCCUCCUGCCAUCAUCACCAUGGCGAGGAGCGAGACACGCCCUGGGAGCAGCUCACCCAUGAAGGAGGGGGGGACAGGGUCCGAUGGAGGGGAAGACUCCAGCAUGCCCAGUGUAGGAGAGAGCAUCAGUAGUGGUGCAUCUGACGCUGGAUCCCCCCAGCCAAGAAAUGGUUCGACCUCUCCUAAUAAGGAAGAUCUCCAGCAGAGUUUGGACUGUUCCAUUUCCAAAACGGAGGAUCCAAAGCCGAGUUUGGACUACUCCACUGCCAAAACGGAGGAACCAAAUAAGAAAACUUCCUCUUCUUCUACUGGUGAGAGAUAUCAAGCAGAGACUGCCAACGCUUUCACUUCUGGUCAAGAGAAUCCACAGCAGGAUUCACCCUCCAAGGAGGGCGAAAAAUUCAAGUUCUUUGACGACCUCCGGAAGAAAUCCGUCGAAGUCGGAAUGACUGAACCUCUUGACGUGAAGUUCCCUCAACAAGAAACUUCCAGUCCUGCACAGAAGAAGUUUUCCAUCGACAGCCACGACACACUGGAUGUGCCGAAAGCACCAGGGUUAAGAAGAGCUUCUCUGGACCUGAGAAAAUCCAACGACCACAAGGCCAUAGACUUUCUCAAGCUUGGGCGAGACGGCACUCACACGCCAACCCAAGCCAGGCGACGGUCCAUAGACAACGUCUACCAGAGGAGGAACUCCUACCAGGAGACUCUGACGGCCCUGAGACAAAGCAACAAGAGGAACAGUAUCCAAGAAAACAACGUUCUACCCGGUCUGAAACUGUCUGGGUCUCCUCUUGCAAGUCUGAGGGAGGACUCAGCAAAGAAGCUCUCAGUCCGACACACCAUACCGCCGUCAAGUGCGAAAGAGAACGGUGAACCCUCUAGGCCUGCUCAAACUCCGAACCCUUGUCCGAGCCCGGUGACAACUCCGCCCCUUCUUCCUGCGGUUGAAUUCCCGAUUGUAAGAAAGAACGGUGAUGCAGAAAAGCCGACAGCACAGACGAUAAAGCGUGAACCUCUCUCGCCUCAGUCAGCAGACGCAAAAAACAGCCUGACGAACACAAGAACUAUCGCCCUGGUCGAAAGUUCCAAAGAGAAGACACUAAAAAGGCUGCGGGUGGUUCUACAAGAAGUCAAAGUAGACGAAGUAGAACAGAGAAUAUCCGGCACUGUGGUGUGUAAGUGGGAGGGGGUGGUCUUUUCGGUUCAAGUGUCCAGGGGGGUGGACUGUGGGGAGGGGGUACUGAUUAGCUUCUACAGGUUGUCUGGGGGGGACAACCAGAAGUUUUCCCAGCUGUGUGACAGACUGGAAGAAAAGCUGUUGUAGACUUCAGCAGUAAAAAUGCCACAUCUCUUUAAAGUAUAAUGUGCCAAAGUUUGAGGCAAUCUAUUAAAGCUUCCCUGUUUUGUUCAGGUGUAAUAAAAAUGUAAUGUAUGUAUCAUGUAAAAAGAGGAUGGUAGACAAUGAGAUCCCAUCUUGGUGCCGGGCACUGAUAUGCAAUGAAGAAGAAUGUAAAUGUAAAGAUGACUGUAUGUAUGUGAUCUACCAGAUUUAGAUUGGAGAAAUGUGAAAUGUAUCUAUACUGUCUACCUUUGGGGUGUCAUAAGGAAUACUUAAAAAAUUAACUAGGAAGAUAAAGCACUCCCGAAGGUUCCUGUUAUUUAGAAUUGAAAGGACUAGAAAGAUGUUAAGGCAAGGUAUUUUAUCAGUCUCAUAGGACCAUGAAAGAUGUUACUAUAGUGCCAAACCUUGAGGAAUCUAGAUCUAGGUUUCUUAUGUUUAUCAUUAGUCCCUUUAUGACUUA
Messenger RNA from Branchiostoma belcheri (Belcher's lancelet), 3956 nucleotides. Its product is annotated as serine/threonine-protein kinase par-1-like. The transcript has 13 exons. Gene Ontology annotation, cellular component: cytoplasm. Lineage: Eukaryota; Metazoa; Chordata; Leptocardii; Amphioxiformes; Branchiostomatidae. The coding region runs from base 221 to 3478 and encodes 1085 amino acids. Gene Ontology annotation, molecular function: ATP binding; protein serine/threonine kinase activity. Gene Ontology annotation, biological process: intracellular signal transduction; protein phosphorylation. The record is from RefSeq and is a predicted model, not a curated record.